Molecule: messenger RNA, 2232 nt
Organism: Ostreococcus lucimarinus CCE9901
Lineage: Eukaryota; Viridiplantae; Chlorophyta; Mamiellophyceae; Mamiellales; Bathycoccaceae
Exons: 1
Coding region: 1-2232 (743 amino acids)
Source: RefSeq, a predicted model, not a curated record
AUGCCCGCGCGUCCGUGGCGCCCGGCCGAGCACACACGGCAGCGAGCGAUUUUUCACGACCUCGGGAACGCGCCGUAUCGCCGACGGGAGUCGUUCGACGCGGAGAAGUUGGCGGAUGAGUUGGCGAAUUUGCGUCGGGCGAAUCGACAUCGGUCGGAUGACGACGGCGGCGACGACGGCGGCGGCGACGAUGGGCUCAAGCGCGAGCGCGCGUUGAUGACGAAUGAACGCGUGCGAGCGUUGGAGACGCGCGCGAGGGACGCGAGCGAGGUCGCGCGAAGGGAGACGGAAAAGCGAGAGAUGCAGGAGCGGGCGUUGGAGCGCGCGAACGCGAACGCGCGAAGAGGCGAGGUGAGCGAGCGGUUGAAGCGACACGCGGAGCGCGAGGUAUUGGAGUUGACGCGAGAGUUAGAGACGGUGCGGAUGAAGGCGGACGAGGAGCGAGACGCGUUGGAGCGGUGCGUGGAAGAGAUGAAGGCGACGCACGAGUCGAGCCUGGCGAAGGCGCAGACGGCGGAGGCACAGGCGGCGGGAGAGGCGAAGGAGUUGCUCGAGGUCAAGGCACGAUUGGAGGAGGAGCGCGAUGCGACGACGAAAAAGAACGCUGCGCUCGAGGGUGAGUUGGCGAGCGUUGGGACGUGUUUGAAAGAGACUGAGGCGUCGUUGAAAGCGGUGAGCGAGGCCAAGGCGAGCGCGGACGAUGAGCUUAGCGAAGCGCGCGAGGAGAUGGCGCGCUUGCGAGACGAAUUGGAACGAACGGCGGAGUCAAAUAGGUCAAACGAGCGGGAACUACGUGAGUCGCGACGAAAGGCUGAGGCUUUCGCCGCAGCCGUGCACAGCGCGAGAGGAAACGAUAGCGCUGCGCGAGCGAUGAUGCGUGAUAGCGUCCUCACGUUCGCUCGAUUGGAAGAUGCGGCGAACUCUCGGGAGAUACAAAUUUUGAAGGAGCAUCACGCGGCUAUAGUCGAACGCAUGCAAGAAGAAUUCGCCGUCGCUUUAGCGGAUGUCAAAGCGAACACGGGCGCUGUAGCGCACAGUACGGUGGAUGAGUCGCAGCGAGUGAAGCGCACCAUGAAGGGCAUGGAAGAGGACGCGCGUGAGGCGGUGUGCAACGCCAGACGCCGGGAAGAAGAAGCAAACGCCGUCGCCGCCAAGCUUCGCGAAGAAUUGGUGAUGACCAAAGCUAGGUUGAACUCGAUGAUAGAAGCCGGGGAAGGGAAACUGAAUCAUGCGAGCAUUCGAGACGCGCAGGCCUCGCGCUUGGCGGCUGCGCAAGCACAGGCGAUAUGUCGCGACUUGCAAGCCGAGCUCGAGGCAGAACAUGAAUCAGCCGAAGCAGCACGACACGAGGCUUCGGAAACCGCGCACAAGUACUUCGCACUUCGAGACAAGUACGAGCAACGCGAAGCGCUGGUUAAUCAUCAAAAAGAAACCAUCUCGGCGCUCAAGCGCGAUAACGAACGAAGUGGCGGAGAGAUCGACGAACUCAAGGCGCGAUGCAAAGAGCUCAAGCUGUGCUUGCGAGACAACGAGAUGACGUAUUUGAACAGGCAAGAUCUCACCGAGGAAGUCGAGCACUUGAAUAGGAUUAUCGCCGACGCAAAUGUCCGGGAUCGCGAACGAGCCAUCGAACUUCAGCGCGAACAAGAGCGUGCGGAUAAUUACGCCGAGCGACUCGAGCGGUGCGAGGCCAAAUUGAACGAAGAAACGAAUCGAAGGAUUCAAAUCGAGCGCACGGCGUGUGAUGCCGAUAGCACGAAAGUCCGAGCCGAUAGCGAUGCGCUGCGUGCCGAGGCGAUGACGGCGAGCGCCGUCCUACUCGAAGCCGAGGUUUUACGGCUCGCUCGAAUCAACGAGCAAGCCGAAACGCGCGUCGCCGAGCUUGAAGGGCGCGUCGAACAGCUCAUCGAACAAGCCGACGCUCUAGCUUCGUCGCAGAAUCCAAAUCAAAGCAUACGAUAUCUGGAAAAGCUUCGGGACGAGCGAGAGAUGGCUGAGAAAGACGCCGAAGAGGCGGGUAAAGCCGUGCAAAACAUGAAGGCGGCGCUGCAGUUCGUCGUGUGCGCGCGACGAGAAACUCGAGACAAGGUGGUGCAGUACGCGCGCGAAGCUCGCAAGACUGGUCGAAUCUACACCGAAGCGCCGGGCUUGCCUCAGGGCGUGAGCGCCGAUAUCUGGGCUCGAGUCGUCGAAACCGUCGCUCGCCUGAAUUUAGACGCCGUCGAGUGCUGA